AUGCGUCAAUCGCCUAUACAAUCUUUUAAACCUAUUUCCUUCCGAUCCAUCCAUCUUCAAGCACCCGCCAUCGCUUCCACAACUAUCAAUUCACGUCUGACCUCUUCGAGAUCCCUCACCAAUCAUCUUCUAUCACGACGGACAUUUGCGUCCACUUCGAGGGGAUUGCUGCGAUCGACGUACUUCCCCAAAGGGAAUGGAGGAUAUAGCAAUUACGGAGGCAGUGGCGGGAGAGGUGGUGGAAAUUGGUUUUCUAGAUUAAGAGGCAGAAUAGAUAGAAUACCAACUAUGACACUUGUAUAUGGUUUGAUAGGUAUAAAUGGUGGUGUGUUCUUAUUAUGGCAAUAUGCUCUUUCAAGUGCUCAAAGAUUUAGAGAUCCAACUUUAUUCAAAUUCCUACAACAAAAUUUCAUCUUGAAUGAAGUCAACGUAUUUUCUGGUCGAGUAUGGACAUUGGUCACUUCGGCUUUUUCACAUAUGUCAGGAACACAUAUAUUCGUUAAUUGUUUGGGAUUGUACUUCUUAGCUCCUGCAGCUGCGGGUCUAAUGGGUUCAUCAGCUUUCCUUGGUUUAUAUCUAGGUGCCGGAGUGUUCUCUUCUCUCACUUCAUUAACAUAUCAUAGAUUGAAGAAAGAUAGAUGGUGGGGAAGUGAAGGUGCUUCAGGUGCAAUCUACGCUUGUUUAUCUUUUUACGGAGCAAUGUUUCCUCAAUCUACAGUAUUGAUGUUUUUCGUCGUACCGAUGCCUGUAUGGGUGGCGAUCAGUGGUAUAUUUGCUUGGGAUUUCUACGGUGCAUUGUUCAGACCUAAUUCAGGAACUGAUUCAGCGGGUCAUUUGGGUGGUAUAGUAUAUGGUUUAGGUGCUGCUUUGGCUAUGAGACGAGGUGGAUUCAUAAGGAUGUUAAGAGGUGGAAGAAGGUGGUAA
This is a messenger RNA of Kwoniella shivajii, 924 nucleotides long. RefSeq lists its product as uncharacterized. Gene Ontology annotation, cellular component: membrane. Gene Ontology annotation, molecular function: serine-type endopeptidase activity. The coding region runs from base 1 to 924 and encodes 307 amino acids. Lineage: Eukaryota; Fungi; Basidiomycota; Tremellomycetes; Tremellales; Cryptococcaceae. The record is from RefSeq and is a predicted model, not a curated record. The transcript has 8 exons.